Messenger RNA from Cuscuta campestris, 3258 nucleotides. The record is from the annotation of a GenBank genome assembly. NCBI's taxonomy places the organism in Eukaryota, Viridiplantae, Streptophyta, Magnoliopsida, Solanales, Convolvulaceae.
GCCACCACUGAGGGUACCAGCAUACCCAUGGCUGCUACCCUGUCGGCCGUUUCUGCUCCCGUUUUACUUUUUGGGUCUGGGCUCGGUCCCAACACCGAGCAUGGUCAGCCCCUGUCCCUUCCGCUGGACCAAGGGUCACCUUCCCACCAAGCAUGACUCAGUUCAGGAACGAUCCGACCAACCUGCAGGCCAUCCAGGGCUUUGGCCAAGUCAUGGCCAUGUGUCAACAAAAUGGGGGGAUGCCUUUUCUCCCUGGUAUGUUCCCGUUUGCCCUUCCAGGCGCGGGAACGAUGCCCCUUCAAACUCCGAUCGCAGUGACACCGUUUCAGACGCCGGUGCCGCAGCCCUCACCUUUCCAGCCGCAGCUGGUCAGCACCAUGGCACCGGUCAACUUGACUGUGGAAAACGGAGACGACGAGUGGGACAUUCCAAGGGCCCACAAGAAAAAGAAGGGAAAAACUAUCCGCAAAGCAACUUCCCGAAACUCCGCCUUCAAAAGGCUGGGGGAAAGGGAAGAAGGCCAGAGAAAGUCGGCCCAGCUGAGGUUGGGGCAAAGUGUUGCCUAUGUCAGCGCGUUUGCCCGCUGGGCGAGGGGAGGGAGGCCGAGCCUGCCCGUACCCAGAUCUCUCGGUCUAACCGGCAGGAGCCUACAAGGACGAGGGCCUCCCGUCAUGAAGAGGAAGCAGAGAGUCAACCUAGGGUACCGGUGGCUAACCGGUUGACUGUCCCGAAUGACCGCGUCCAACAGAUGGAAGCAAAACUGGAGAGGCUGGAGAAGAAGGUUGGAGAGAAGAAUGACCGGGAAAAACCCCUCGCGGGGUCCCCGUUCACUACAAGGGUCCAUCUGACACCUUUCCCGCGAAAGGUCAAGAUAGACGCCCCAAGAUUCACCGGUAAGGAAGAUCCAGAAAUACAUCUGGAUUCUUUCAAUCAAAGUGGAACCAUGAAUGGUUGUACAGACGAAGAAAAGUGCCUCCUUUUCUUCCAGACUUUGCGAAAUCGAGAUACUGAAUGGUUCAACAAGCUUUGCCCAGGAAGCAUCGACUCAUUCAGUGACUUGGCCUCGAAAUUCAAGGCCAAGUUCCAUGAGAACUGUACUAAGAGGAAGAAAUUCACCUAUCUUAGUACAGCCGGGCAGAGGGAAUCUGAGAACCUCACUCAAUUCCUUACCCGGUGGAAGGAGGAGGUAGACAAGGUUGAGGAGAUGGACGACAAGACAGUGUUGUCCCUUCUCCUGAAUGGCUUGCGUGCUGGGGAACUAUACAAGGAGUUCUGUCGGAAACCCCCGGCCACGUAUCAAGAGGCCUACCACACUGCCUGGGAGUUUGCUGAGGCUGAAACUCAACAUCAGGCGAAGAAGGAAGCUGAGCAUGGCUACAAGCCCAAGCCGGUGCAAGUCAAGAAGGAAGAAGCGCCGGGAUCCAGCCGGCGAAGGCACCACUAUGACCCGGUCGUCCGCGUGGUCAGCACAGAAGAGUGCCAAGAGGUAAGAAAAGCACCGGUCAUUCCUCCGGAAAAUCCUACCGGUCAAACAGGACGGCAGUGGUCGGGCACCUAUUGUUCGUACCACAGCGGACCUGAAGGCGGAGAUUCAGCCGCGCAGCGGAAAAAUUGGGUUUGCAGCAUUUACGUCGGUGAAGUAAGUGCUGAACCGGCCAGGCGUAAGCAUACCAGGAGGGAGCCAAUAGUUUUCACUGACCGAGAUCUCCCUCCUACCGGUGAAGAUCACAAUGAUCCAUUGGUCAUCACCAUGGACAUCAAUGGGGUGGACGUCGCCCGGGUACUUGUUGACACCGGCAGCAGUGUCAACAUCCUUUACCUGGAGACCUUCCAGAAACUCAGGUUGUGUCGGACACAACUUGAACCCCUCAAAACCCCUCUCUCAGGAUUCACGGGAGACACGGUGGAAGCUGAAGGGUCCAUAGUUCUACCGGUCGAACUAGGAUCAGGCGAGAAGACCGUAUGGAAGAAGAUGCGGUUCAUCGUUGUGGACAUUAAAUGCAUCCACAAUGCAAUCCUUGGAAGUCCUGGCAUCAACAAGGAAAUCACCAAGGGAGAGACCCGGGAGAAAUUGGAGCCUGAAGCAGAAACAGUGGAGAUCGAACUUCACCCGGGUGAUUCAUCAAGGAUGGUCAGAAUUGGAGCGAACCUCCCAGAAGAUCUCAAGGAAGAGAUUACAUGGGUCCUCCAAGAGUAUGCGGGCAUAUUUGCAUGGAGCGUGGCAGAUAUGCCCGGAAUUGACCGCUCAAUCAUCUGCCACCGGCUGGCAGUGAGAGAUGGAAGUCAACCGGUACGCCAGAAGAAGAGGUACCUGGCCAGUGAUCGGCGAGACUUCGUCAAGAAGGAGGUGAAGGACCUCCUUAGUGUUGCAAUCAAGGGACAGGCCCUUGCAGAUUUCCUGGUAGAAAUGACCGGUAUAACUCCUGACCUACCGGUCAACAAGCCCACCGAGCAAUGGUGGGAGAUGGCAGUUGAUGGGGCGUCUGGUCCUAGAGGAUACGGGGGUGAUAUCGUGUUUACCACCCCAGAAGGGUUCAAGAUCUACCAUGCAAUAGUCUUCAACUUCAAGCUGACGAACAAUGAAUCAGAGUAUGAGGCUCUAGCUGGAGGGCUCAGACUUGCCCAAGCCUUUAAAAUCAGCCGGGUUAGUAUCAAAUCUGACUCGAGUUUGAUUGUGGGGCAAGUGACCGGCAAUAUGGAGGCUAGGGAAGGACGAAUGGCUCAAUACAAGGAUGUAGUGCUUGCCUUGUUGAAGGGGUUCGAGGAAUUCAAAAUCGCCCAAAUUCCCCGGGCAGAGAACGCGGAUGCAGACCUUCUAUCCAAGUUAACGCAGUAUGCUCCUGAGCAUGUUUCAAAACUUGCCUGGGUAGAAAUCCUGGACCGUUCCAGCAUCGAGAAAUUGGAAGUUGUCGGCAUAACAGCAACAGCCCAAUCUGACCGGUCAAACUUGGUCAGGGCGGACGACCACUGGAUGUACGAUCUGAUGGAAUACUUGAUGGACGGGACCUUGCCGGAGCAAGAAUACCGGGCAAGAAAAGUGAAGCUCAGGGCAUCCCGGUUCCAAGUCCUUGAUGGAAAGCUGUACAAGAGGGCGUUCGGGGGACCCCUCCUGAGGUGCCUAACCAACUGGGAGGCUGAGCGAGUCAUAACGGAAGUCCAUGAAGGUGUAUGCGCGGCACACCAAAUGUCGCGAACCCUCUCACAACGAAUCAUCUUGCUGGGGUAUUACUGGCCGACAAUUGUCUAGGACUGUGAGAG